AUGGGUGGCAAACGACGGAUUGGUCAUCUUGAUGAAGACGAUUUCUACGACACCUACGACCACCAGGACGCAUUUCCUCAGCCAAAGAGGCCGAGAUUAUCACAUCUCAUUCCCGACUCGGACCCCGGCUGUACACCACCACCACCACGCGGCUCUGUUCCAGUGCAAAACCUGUCUUUUCUGGUUAUCCGAGAGCAAACAUCGCCGACACCGCCCACGCCCGAAUGUGCGGAACCCGAUGUCAGCCCAUCAGCCAUGGAAAGGACCGCAUCAGGUUUAUCAAUUUCGUCCGACACCAGCAUUUAUAACCUCGCCGAAGAUGAGGACUCGAGACUUCUGGACGAUGAUGCUGCCGCCCGAAUGGUGGAGGAUCGAUUGCACCUCAGCCGGCGCCGAGCGAAAGACACGCAGCGGGAGAGGAUUUUGAGGUCGCUCAUUCAACCACGGUCACGCCACGCCGAGUUCUCCAUCGACAACGCCGCGUUGGAGAGUAUCUUCUCUGCGGCAAAUGAGAUUUUCUUUCACAACUGUCUUUCUCAGCGAGUCACCUGGGAUUGGUCUCAUGCGUCCAGCGCCCAGUACAAGGACCACAUCAUCGGCACCACAGCUCUUCGACGUUCCAAGAUGGGAGGAUUUGAGACCCUCAUUGUGCUUUCGAACCCAAUCUUGAAAGAUAAGAAGUACAAUCGACGGCUUCUCAUCUCAACCUUUUUACACGAACUCAUUCACAGCUACCUAUUCAUCAAGUGCGGCAUCAAGGCUCGUCACUGCGGUGGACAUACGCCAGGAUUUCGGAGAAUCGCAGAGCUCAUCGAUAUCUGGGCUGGGUCGGACAACCUGCACCUCCGCGACAUGGAAGCUGACCUAGAGCACUUCCGUGAGGACGAAGGUCACUCCUGCGGUCACGGGCCGACAUUUACUGAGGCGUCUCCUCGGGCCAUCUUCCACAGCUCUCAGGAGUACCUUUCGCCUCAUCAGCACAUUUACUACGAGCACCGAUCCUACGAACAUGACAGACCACGCCCCCACCACCAGGAUCGUUGGGAUUUUUGCAUCAAUGACCACCCAGAAUACUUUCCCGUCAGUCGGGGUAGUAGUCCCACAUCGACGAUCCCGACCACGACUGAGGGGGAAUUUGAAGAAGUGGAGCCGUUGGAGGAAGGCGAGAUCCGCGAGACACGUGGACGACUCUACUUCCCCGACGAUUACGCCUCCAGCAGACACUCAUCUGCUCACCACGAACGACAUUAUGACUCACACGACGGGCAAUGGGCCCGUCACGAUGACCGACGAGGGCUGGUCUUAAGCUACGACAGCAGCCCCAGCUCCAUCAUCACCAUACGUUAG
Colletotrichum siamense is the source of this 1347-nucleotide messenger RNA. RefSeq lists its product as uncharacterized. Lineage: Eukaryota; Fungi; Ascomycota; Sordariomycetes; Glomerellales; Glomerellaceae. The record is from RefSeq and is a predicted model, not a curated record. The transcript has a single exon. The coding region runs from base 1 to 1347 and encodes 448 amino acids.